UCCAGCCCUUCAGCCUGGUGACGCGAGUGUACACGCCGGGCCUCCUGGCCUGAGCACAGCCGACCCCCCAGCUCACGAUCCCCGCCAGGUAAAACACCCCGGGGGCCUCCUCGCAGGCCAGGGGUCCGCCAGAGUCGCCCUGCAAGUGAAGGGAGGGGGAUGUGAGUCAGACCACCGCCAUGCUGCCCCUGGCGCGGACACAGUGACGGACGUCGGUUCUCUCUCGGUACAACGGGGAAACCCACGGAAGAGCUCGCUGUGCCCUCUCCACACGGGGCCGCGUCAGCGCAGCGGGGGCCUCAGGAGACCUGGCUUCAGGCCCACGCCCGGCUCUGUGACCUUGUGUGACCCUGAUUGAGUCACUUCUCUCUGAGCUUCAGUUGUUCUUGCUUUUGUUUUGAAGAUGUAAAAAAAAUGCAGAAAACUCUAAGUAAAACAAUAACCAUCACAGAUACUCUCACGGCUCAUUAGCCGCCAACCCUUUUCCUUAGGUUUCAAAGGAAUCACACCAGCGACCCAGGGCUUUUCUUUAAGAAUCUGGAAUCUUACAACAAAGCUGAGGCUACACAGCAGAUUGUUUUUCCCAAAGAUGGCAGGAGUCUCUCUCCCUCGGCCCACCUGCUCUUGGAACACCGAGACCUUGGCCCUCCUCCCAUGGGGCGCUGGGGGGGGGGUCGGACUGCGGGGACAGUGAUGCCAGGUGACUUCCAAAGCAAGGUCAUGCAAGUGCCAUUUGCUUCCAGCUUGCUCCGCGUUUUGAGGGGGCCGAAAUGAGCUCGGGCGGAGCCCCCGUGAGGAGGCCACGUGGAGGGUGCGGCUGAGACCCCAGCCCACGGCCAAUGCCAGCCAUGAGAGGAGAAACGCCUUCAGAUGCUUCUGGCACACCAGCCUCUGAACCGUCCCAGCUGAGGCCACCGUGCGUGGAACACACACACACCGGCCCCGCUGGGCCCACGGCAGCUUCCAACCCACGGGACCCGGGACGGAAGUGAAACGGCUGCCUCAGGCCACCAAGCUUCGGGGCGUUCUGUUACGCGGCCACAGGGACUGACACAGCCCUGCCGCUGGUCCCGGUGCCCCACCGCCCCAGGGGCGGACAAUUUAGGAGUUUGGGGUGUGUCCCGCUAUGCUUUUAUGUGAAUCUGUAAUUUUAGAAAGUAUGCAGUGUUAUCUGUAAAAUUUAUAGAAAUAGGUUACAUGUAACCUUUUGCAACUUGCUGUGGUCAACAGUUUCAAGAUACCACAUUAACUAUUACAAAUUUAUCAGUUAUCUACAGAAUAACAGAUAAAAUCUAUAUUAUGUAACUUAUUUGAUAUAAAAGUAAACAGAGAAGAUCCUCUGCAGGGCACCGUUCUUGCCGCCGCCGUCCUAGGAGAUGGGUAUGACUAUGAGCCCGUUUUACAGACGGGCCUCAGAGGCCCAGGGACGUGGAGUCGCCUGCCUGGGGUCGCAGAGCAGGAGGGCAGCCAUUUACCCCGUUUCUUUCCGCUGCUGCCCAUGGAUGCGCAUUUAUGCUGUCAUGGGUAUUCUGGUAUUAGCAGUGCCUCUGGGGGUUACGACUGAAGUCGGCCGCCACAGGGGCCCCGGCGCUUCCUGGGGCCGACUCACUGUGGGCACCGUGGGCAUCGUGUGUCUUCCUCGCGGCUCCCGUCAGGCGCUCCCUCCCCACGGUCUUGCCUCCCCCUUCACCACCCGAGCGAGCGCCCUCCCUCUGGAAGCUGAGGUCCCCGACUCCGCUGCGGGGGCUCUUGUCUUGUCCCUAGGCAUCCAUGCGUGUUUUUGUUCUACUGUCUGGAAGACUUCAUCGUCAGCUCCUGAGCGCUCCCUCUCCCCGCCCCUGGAAAAUCCCCUCCGGCGUCCCACUCCUCUUGUGGACGCAGCAAUCCGGGCAUCUCUGAGGACAGAAUGCAUUUUCCCAAGGCCACGGCACGCCCACCUGCCGGCUCACGGGACUCUGGUGGUCCUCCCCGUGGAUGCAAGCAGGCUGGCGGCCUCGCAGGCGUCACUGGAUGUGACUUCCAAGGCGAGGUCACACGACCCAGCUUCUGCCCGUUCUCUUGGGACGCUCGCACUUGGAAGCCAGGGCCAGGUCGUGAGGAAGCCCCGGGGUCCACAGCCUCCAGCGAAGCCCCGCCGUGUGAGUGCGCCGCCUGGAAGGUGGAUCCUCCAGGCCCCACUUGUGUCCCCCGAGCUACUGCUGGGACAGCAGAUAACCCCUGGGCCCUUACAAGUGCCGACUCACGAGCCCGAUACACCACUGUUGUUUCAGCUCACUAAGCUUUGGGCUGAUUGUUUACGCAAAAAUAGGAGUUACUGACACUUUCUAUCUUAUUUUGGGUUCUUUUAUUUUGUUCCUGGGAGUAUACACAUCCCCCCGAUUCUUCUUUAUCAGAAUUAUCCUGCCUUGUCAUGUGCCAUUACUUUGCUCUUUUGCAUGAAUUUUAAAACCAGCUUGCCAAGUCCUAUGGCAAACGCCACUGGAAUUUUGCCUGGAAUUGCACUGACUUACAGAAAAAAAUGGGGAGAAACGGAUCUUCAUAACAUCGAGUCUUCCCACCAAACAAUACAGUGUAUUUUUCCGUUUAUUCAGACCUUUUUAUUUUCUUCAGAGUUUAGUGAUUUUCUCCAUGAAAACCUUGAUCAUCUUUUAGAGUUUACUUCUGGACACCAGUCAGUGGGAUCCCUUUCUCAAGGAUGUUGACUUCGGCUGGAAAAAGAAACGUUCUUGACCUUGUAUGACGCUCUCGUGUGAAGCCAUGCUGUCGCACUCUCAGGAGUCGUCUUCGUCUCUCCCUUGGUUCCGUGUGUUUCUUUUUUUUAAGAUGGGUGUUUUGUUUUUUUUUUAAGAUUUUAUGC
This is a messenger RNA of Leptonychotes weddellii (Weddell seal), 2857 nucleotides long. Lineage: Eukaryota; Metazoa; Chordata; Mammalia; Carnivora; Phocidae. The record is from RefSeq and is a predicted model, not a curated record.